AAACUCCCCGCGACAGCCUGGUACCUGGCGAAUCCUGUUCUUACUCCUUCACACCACAUCCUUUCCUUCAUAAUACCGCCAAGGCGCAUGAGAAUGGUCUUUUCGGCGUAAAGCGUCACAGCCUUGGCUGUGGCAUUUUUCAGGAACUCACGCAAGUAUGGCGUGGCGGACACCCGGGGCAUGGAAGACGCCGCUCAGCAAAGACACCAAGAAGGAUGACUCAAGCUUUCCGGGCCUCAAGCCCACAACGCCAGAUGCGACGGCCAAGAUCGAGUAUGAGGAGCUGCAGCAGAAUGAGCUGCUCGCUCUGGAAGCCAUCUAUGGCGACGACUUCGUGAAGCACAACGAAGGCCACAGCGCGUGGAAGGUGCGUCGACACACCCUUGCGCCCUCGACCCACGACGCAACGACCCUCGUGUCGCCUGCUAACGGGCGACUACCAGAAAACCGAGCCGUCUUUCGAUAUUCACGUUAAGGCAUCGACAGACAGCGAUUUUGCCGUCACUCUUGGCUUCGUCAUGACCGCUACCUAUCCCAAAACACCACCUCUUCUCACCGUCAAAGGCCUGGAAAACCUGCGCGAAGCAACGCAAUUCAAAGUGCAAAAGUUUAUUGAGACUGAGCCCAAGCUGUUCGCCAAAGAUGAACAGGAAAUGGUUGACAAGAUUGUCGAGGGUGUCAGAGACGUUCUUGAAGACGCGGCGCAAGCAAAGGCAACCGGCAAGCACCUGCCGUCGCUUGAGGAGGAGCGCGAGAGGCAUGAGGCCAAUCUUGCCGAGCUCGCUCGAAAGCAAAGGGAAAACGAAGAGCGCAAAAAGUUGGAAGAGACCAAGGAAGAGGAGCGGGUCAUGUCGCAGAUGCUCCAGCAGCAGCUUCAACGCCAGCGACAAAAGGCCAAAGAGUCCAGGCAGAGCAGACGGCCGAAUGCAGCGGGAAACAGCCAACUGACGCAAAGCACCGAAUCGGAUGCUGAACAAAUCGACUUUGAUCAGUACUGCGACACAACUGACAAGACCGGCAACGUCCUCACCUUUAGAUCAGUCUCUGGAAAAUGCGAUGAGCGCCGAGGCCGAGUCUCGGCUGUUUUCACGGUUCGACCCGUCCUCGCCGGCGGCCAGAGCAGUCACUCUUUGGCGCUGAAGGAAGCUGUUCUGCAGUCGAGUGGGAGAGACUGCAAAGACCUCAAGAAGCAGAUACAGUCUCUUGAAUCGCGUCUGCAAGAUCUCAAGUCUGGAAAGAAGAUCCAGCAUCGUCAUCUCGUUGAAAUCCUCGACUUUAAGGUGGAAAGCGGAUUGCCGGACGAUGCAGCAGCCCCAAAUGCUUGGACAGUGCGAGUACUCACGCCGCUGGCUGACAAGGGCUCUCUCGACGAGCUCCUGGAGCUCGCCGGGCAUCUAGACAUCGGCAAGGUUCGUUCUUGGACGCGAGACUUGCUCGACGCACUCAACUUUCUGCACAACAAGAACAUCGCUCACCAGGAUAUUCACGCGGGGAAUAUCUUGCUCUUUCGGGAAUCCACGGGCGAAAUCGUGCCCAAGGUAUCUGAUGCAUGGUAUCAAAGGGAGAUUCACAACGCCAGUGUGCAGCAACAAGGUAUGCCUGGGCUCAACUCUGCCAAGUCUGCCUAUUGGCUUCCACCGGAAAUUGCAGCGACGUCGAAACCGCAGUACACGUUCAAGACGGAUAUCUGGGAGUUUGGGGUGGUAUUUGUGCAGAUGAUCUUUGGCCUCGACGUCCUUCAAAAGUAUUCGUCGCCUAAGAACCUCAUGGAGAGCCUCACGCUCUCACACUCUCUGCAGGAGCUCGUGGGUCGCUUCUUCAAAGAAGACAAGCAAAAAAGACCGCGAGCCUUCGAACUCGGCGCUAGCGAAUUCCUGGCCACGGAUGCUCCUGUGCUCAUGGAGGAUAGCUCCACUGUCUUGUCGGCCACGCCUUCUUUAACCUCGUUGCAGACAUACCCUGUUCGAAUGAGGCGUGAAUCCAUGAACCGAAAUUCCGCCGUCUCUCGAUAUACUGAGGAUUUUGUUGAAGAAGGCCGGCUCGGCAAGGGCGGGUUCGGCGAGGUCGUCAAGGCGCGCAAGAAGCUAGAUGGCCAGAUCUACGCCAUUAAGAAGAUCACGCAGCGUUCUCAGACCAGUCUGACGGAGAUCCUCAAGGAAGUACGGCUUCUUUCGCAGCUCAGCCACCCAGCCGUCGUGCGCUACUACAAUACUUGGGUGGAAGAAGUGUCCGAUUUGACGGACACCGAAGGCGAGACAUCUACCGACGACUACACCGAGGAAACUCGCGAGACUGGCUCAGCCGGCAUUGACAUACAGUUCGCCACGAGUACAGGUGGGCUGGACUUCAUGUCAUCCAAUGCAAACAUCGACUUCGGCUACGAAGAUGACAGCGAGGAAGACGAGGAGGACGAUGACUCUGACGACGAUGAAAGCCCCAUGGUAGAUGAUGCAGCUGGCAAUCAACCGCUAUCGCCUGGCAGGGAGAGGCAUGCGGUGUUCCAACGGCGCGCUCGAUUCCACCGACCAUAUCGCACCAUUCUCUAUAUAUCGAUGGAGUACUGCGAAAAGAGAACCCUGCGAGAUCUGAUUUCUCGCAAUCUUUGCAAGAACACGCCAGAGAUCUGGCGCCUGUUUCGGCAGAUACUAGAGGGCCUAGCCCAUAUCCACAGUCUCAGCAUCGUCCACCGCGACUUGAAGCCCGAGAACAUAUUCAUCAGCAGCAGUGUCGAUGGAGUCGACAAUGUCAAGAUUGGCGACUUUGGUCUCGCAACGAGCGGUCAGUUUUCAGUCGAUAAGGCAGCUGCUAACACUCUUGGGACGGACAACAUGACUAUGAGCAUUGGAACCGCCUAUUACGCGGCGCCUGAGGUCAGAUCUGCCGCCAACGGUCACUAUAGCACCAAAGUGGAUAUGUAUUCGCUCGGUAUCAUCUUCUUUGAGAUGUGCUACCAGCCUAUGCUAGGCAUGCAAAAGGCAGAAGUUUUUAAGCAAUUGAGACUGCCAAAACCAGAGCUUCCGGCCGACUUCAGGCCGGCCGAGAGGACCCAAACGGAAAUCGUCUUGUCGCUGCUCAACCACAGCCCCAAGGAAAGGCCAUCCGCUGCCGAACUGCUUAAGAGCGGUAAAUUACCGGUUCAGAUGGAAAGCGAAACAAUCAGACGCACUCUUGCCGGGCUGUCGGACCCCAGCUCACCCUAUUACGCCAAAAUGCUGAGCACACUGUUUAACAGACCAGUUGAGCCUACAAAGGACUUUGCUUGGGACAUGAUCGCCAGCACGCCGAGCUCAACCGAGCUUCUUCACCAGAGCGUCGUCAAAGGCGCGCUGACAGCCGUUUUUCGUCGCCACGGCGCCUUGGAGAUGCCUCGUACCUCCAUAUAUCCCAGGUCGAAUCAUUAUGGCGAUAAUGUCGUACACCUGCUGGAUCCCAACGGGACUGUUCUCCAAUUGCCAUAUGACCUUAUCAUGGGGCAUGCCCGCAUGGUGGCCAAGCAUCCGAGCACAAUCCAGCGAACGUUUACGUUUGGCAGUGUGUACAGGGAUAGGCAGGACACCGGUCAGCCGCAAAUGUUCGGCGAGGUCGACUUCGACAUCGUGACGCAUGACACGCUCGACCUUGCUUUGAAAGAGGCAGAAGUGCUCAAGGUACUUGAUGAGAUUGUGCUUGCAUUUCCUUCCCUGUCAUUCAGCCAGAUGUGUUUCCAUGUGGGACACUCGGACUUGCUACAACUCAUCUUUGAGCAUUGCAGAGUCCCGCCUCCCUCUAGGCGAGCAGCAGCGGAUGUCCUUAGCAAGCUGAACAUACACAGCCACACAUGGCAGAAGAUCCGCCUGGAGUUACGCUCGCCUGCUGUGGGCGUCUCAGCCACCAGCGUUGACGAGCUGGCGCGAUUCGAUUUUCGAGAUACGCCUAACAAAGCUUUCACGAAACUCAGCAAGCUAUUCGAAGGCACAGACAUGUACCAGCGGGCGUCGCCCACGAUCGCACAUAUCAAAGAAGUGGUGGAGUAUACCAAGCGAUUCGGGGUGAACACUAAGAUCUACGUCAAUCCGUUGAACAGCCUCAAAGAAAACUUCUAUGCUGGGGGGAUACUAUUUUCGUGUCUCUACGACAAGAAGUCAGGAAAGGAUGUAUUUGCCGCGGGCGGUCGAUAUGACCACUUGAUCAAGGAGCAACGGCCCAAAAUCGGUGGCCACGUCGACGAGAGACAUGCAGUAGGUUUCAGCCUGGCGUGGGAGCGGCUAGCGCGGAUUCCCAAAUCGGGAGGAAAGUCGUUUCUCAAAAAGCCAGAGGAUGAGAUUACAAGCAUGUUCUCGGGACGAAGGUGUGACGGUCUCGUCGCCAGCUUCGAUGCGUCACUCCUUCGAUCCGCAGGCGUUGAGAUCCUUCAGCUGCUCUGGGCGCACGACAUCAGUGCCGAGCUUGCCAAAGACGCCCGGUCUCCAGAGGACCUGCUGUCGAAGCAUCGGGACGAAAACUACUCUUGGAUCAUCAUCAUCAAGCAGGACUCCAUGCUGAAGAUCAAGACGAUGGGCAGAAGUGAUGUCGCCGACGUUGACAUUCCCACGACGCAACUGCUUGCGUGGCUGCGGCCACAGAUUCGCGAGCGCGACUCCAGAGCGGCGACGAAGGUUCGAGGCAGCGCGCCGCAGGCCGAGUCAACGAUGUCUGGUGGCGGUGACAAGGUCUCAGAGCAAGAGGUUAAGGUGCUGGUGGCUCAGACGCGGAGCAAGAAGUUUAACCGUCGCACAGUGGUCGAGCAGGCACAAGCCAGCGCUGCGAGCCUGGUGCGGUCAUUCCUGGACGGACCCAUCCUGGCCGUUGAGACAACCGAUCAGGUGAUGGACCUCAUCAGGCAGACGAGCAUCUCAGAUCCGGAAAGCUGGCGCAAGGUCGACCAUGCAGUUACGACGUCGGAGAAGAAGUACGUGCGAGAGCUGCACGACCAGCUCGACACGUGGAGGCAUGCAUACGAGAAGAAGAACGGCACGAGGCACUCGUUCAUCUACAACUUCCGCACGGGAACGUCCAUCUACUACGAUCUGGACGACUGAGCUUGCGAUGACGCGUUCUGCACGAGGCACGUGCAUGCACUGCAAGGGGGUAAGGCCGCUGGUCCCUGGAUAGCGAUGAUGGAAUGCGGAAGGGACGGAUGAUGCGGGCCAAGGCGUCUCCUGCGGACGACGAUGAGGAAGCGUGUACCUUCACGUAGCCACGGCUAC
Purpureocillium takamizusanense is the source of this 5225-nucleotide messenger RNA. RefSeq names its product Non-specific serine/threonine protein kinase (gene GCN2). Bases 519 to 5057 code for a protein of 1512 amino acids. The transcript has 5 exons. NCBI's taxonomy places the organism in Eukaryota, Fungi, Ascomycota, Sordariomycetes, Hypocreales, Ophiocordycipitaceae. Gene Ontology annotation, molecular function: ATP binding; eukaryotic translation initiation factor 2alpha kinase activity; protein binding. Gene Ontology annotation, biological process: regulation of translational initiation by eIF2 alpha phosphorylation; DNA damage checkpoint signaling. The record is from RefSeq and is a predicted model, not a curated record.